Molecule: messenger RNA, 709 nt
Organism: Stylophora pistillata
Lineage: Eukaryota; Metazoa; Cnidaria; Anthozoa; Scleractinia; Pocilloporidae
Source: RefSeq, a predicted model, not a curated record
AAUUAUUAAUUAAAUUCAACUGAUGGAAGGAUUUAUUCAGGUACUGAGAUUUUUGAGGGUCCUAACAGUAUAAAAAAUUUCAACACAAGACUCACAGAGUUUAUAAGCGCCACAGUCAAGAGUCACACGAUGUACAUAGGAUUCCUGUGCAUCACUUUAGCGUUGGUGUUACUGUGCGAAGUUUCCUCCAAAAAAGACUUUCGUGGAGAAACACAAAAGGAAAAAAAAGUACAUUUGAAGGACAUUUUUGGUGGAAGAAUGAAGAGACAGUUAGAAGAGCUUUGUCAACAGUCAACUGCAGGUUGCAUCAUUCAAUCUGAAUUCUCCGAAAAUAGUGCGCCAAAUAAAAAGAAGAGAAAGAAGAGCAAGAAGGAAAGAAAAAAGAGUAAGAAAGGAAAGAAAUACAAAAGGCAGAUGUCAACUUCAGGCGAAAUAGAUCAAGAAAUGGAUGAAAGCUGUCCUUAUCUGGAUCCAUUAACAGACGAUGAAGAUCAUGAAGAAGAUGAUGGUAGCGAGUGUCCGAAAACUCAGCAAAUAAUCAGCGAUUAAGGCAUUAUCUUCAAUUCCUCAUUCAGGCUUCUUUUUCCGCAGUUUUUUUUUUUCAAUUGCAGCCUUACUUAUGAGGAUAAAUUCGGUAUACACUUCGUGAAGUUUAUACCAAAUUAAAAAAUUAAAGUGUAAUAAAAUGUUAUCAAUGAUUUCAAUUAAA